CUCCGGUCGCCAUAUUGAGAUGCAGCUACCCCCUGCUCCUUCAAUAUCUCAUGGGCGCUUCCGCUGUUUGAAGUGGAAAGCGGGAGGAAGUAGAAGAGGUACAACAACGCUUGACAGAAGAGGACAGAAAUAAUCGAAUGUAUGUUGUUUUAAAAAAAAUCUAAUUGGUCUAUAUGUUAUUGAUGUAUAUUACAUAAAGUUACGUGAAUAAUGGUCAUCAAUGCAGUUAUAAUUUGCCACAUCUAAACAUUAGUCGGGGACCAUAACAAUAGUUAGCCUAGGUAGUUAGCUACUAGCUAGUUAGCAUUAACUGUUUUCCUUUGCUAACAAGUUGUCAAACUAAAGCCGUAUCAGCUGUAGUUCAGCCAUUGCGUUUUAAAAACUGUAGGUAGCUAUCUAUACUGUUUGACUAAGCUUCCCAGCAAACAACGCCUUUAGCUGAUGAACAGUGUAAUACAGAUGAACUGCUACUGAGCUCAAAAGUGCUGUUGUGUUGCAGAAUGGACGUAACGACGUGUCUGAAGUCUCUCCUGCUGGCCAUCCACCAGUACAGAGACAACAGGACGGCCCAUAACGCUGCCCAGCUGCAGAAACAAGUGGAGGUCAGUUUCAACAUGUCCACACUGUGCCAAAGCACACUUCUACUUUGUGAGAUAUAUCAACGUGACACUGAGCAGGGUUACAUGCACACAAUAAUACGAUUUGGGAGUUAACGUUAUUUAUAAUAAGGGUUACAUGGAGAAAAUUGGACCUCUGAAAUGAAAAUGGAUGGGCCUCCCUUCAGCAAAAUGCAUUUUACCUAAACCCUCCCAGAACGCUUGAAAAAAAACAAGUGACCCUCUCCUAUACCCAAAAUAAAAAAAUUAAUCAUAACGUGGAUAACAGAGAACAUGUCUACCGUUUACCCUCACUUCUUGGACAGACCAGAGCCUUAGAAAUGCAGUUUUAGAAACUGUUCUUCGUCCUGUAAGCAUUACAUGGCAACGCAGGAAUUUUGAUUGCGCACAGGGCUGCGGGUCAGAAGGUUGUGGGUUUGCAGACCACCUUGGACAAGAGUAGGGGUUGGAAAGAUCUCCUUUAAUGUAAAAAUUAAACUACUUUCAUAUUUACCUUGAAUGUGUGUAUUUUGAAGUACAGACUACAGUUGGCCUUUAUAUUUUCCAAAUGUAGUGUUCUUGUUACUACAAGUAGGAUACAAAGUCUCAUAAGGCUUUUCAGUCAACCAGAUUUCAUAGCUUUUGGCAAUGGCUCACAUAACUUGUUUUGGUACUCACAUCUGUCCCCCUGUGUUUCUGACCAAGUCGGAAGGUUAAUGAAACAACAUCAAACACAUUUUAGUCCACUGAGUGCUAGUAUAGAAUUUUACAAUCUAGUAAAGAUAGAGCGCUGAUUUGGACAGGCAGUGUCACAUCCGUAAUGUUUUUGAUGAAAAGUUGUUAUUGUAGACGCGUUUCGAGUAUGAUUGUAUUCAAACUUUCUAUGUAAAGCUAACUUUCAUCAAGGGCUUAGGUGAUGUGUAAUUGGUUGCCUUUCUCUCUGUCUGUGCUCGUUCUAAGCGUAACGGAUGUGACUGUUACGGACGCUUCAUAAAAUGAUCAUGGACUCACUAGUCAGCAUCACUGCAUAACGCGAUCAUGAAAACAUUUUUAUGCACUUCCUAUUGCUUCUGACGUGUGUUUAUGUUAGCAAGCUAGCUGGCUAUCUUAAUCUAUCUGUGUGAGCGAUCCAUUUCAGGUGUACUCACGUUCUCAUAUGAACUGCAAUGAUGCGUUGUUCUGCUAACCGGAGCAUUGCACGUGAUCACAUCACAUGGCAUAAUAAAGGUAUUACAUUCAUAAACAUAAUUAAGGUCUUAAAAAUCCAUAAGAAACUUUCACCGGUCCUGCUGACUUUUACUUCCUGAGUAAGUACGGUUCCCCCAGUGACAAUAUUGGUCUGUAUCUGUGUGGUCUGCCCUGCGGCGGGAGAGGCACUUGAGAACUGGAGCUGUCAAGCCUGAGGUAAUUUACGAUCUUACAAGAAAUUGACAGAAGUGCAAACCAUGUGCCAUGGGUAGGUUAUAUAUGCACAAUUUAAGAUACUCAAAUCUGUCUUAUUGUGAGGUCAAUAACUCUGAUAAAUACAUCAUGGGCAAGAAACAUAUUGUUUUUAGUAAAAUCUAUUAUAGGAGUAACAAGCUAUCAAAGUUGACCUCCGGUCCUCCUCAUAUUUGCACUCUCCUUCUUAAACUGAACAGAACAUAGGCUAUAGGCUAGUCCGCGUGCAAUAUAUAUAUAUAUAUUAUUUUUUUGCGGAAGUGUCCUUUGACACAGCACAGCCGUUGGCCAGGCAGCACCCAAAACCUUUUGAUCAGCAAGAGCAGAGCAGGCCGGGGCUCAGGGUUGGAACAUCCAUUGCGAUGUGUAAUGCAGCCUAGUUUUAUUUACCCCUUGCCAGCAGCUUUAUUAGAAAUAUAACUUUGCUCUGUGCUUCUCCGAGCAUGCAUUUCGUAGCCAAUAGGCUAUGGAUCAUUUGAUUGAGCCCACACUAAAUAGCCUGUAGGCACACUUCAUAUUGCGCGCCCAGCGGAGCGUCAGAGAUGAGGGGCGACAUCGGGGCACACAGUGAUAUACAGUGUCUUCAGAAAGUAUUCAUACCCCUAGACUUAUUCCACAUCUUGUUGUGUUACAGCCUGAAUUCUAAAUGGAUUAAAUAGAUAAUUCUUUCUCACCAAUCUACAUAAUGACAAAGUGAAAACAUGUACAACAUCUUUUUUUGUGUACAUUUAUUGAAAAUGAAAUACAGAAAUAUCUAAUUUACCUAAGUAUUCACACCCCUGAGUCAAUACUUUGUAGAAUCACCUUUGGUAACGAUUACAGCUGUGACUCUUUCUGGGUAAGUCUCUAAGAACUUUCCACACCUGGAUUGUACAACAUUUGCCCAUUUAUUAUUUUCAAAAUUCUUCAAGCUCUGUCAAAUUGGUUGUUGGUUAUUGCUAGACAACCAUUUUCAGGUCUUGCCAUAGAUUUCCAAGUAGAUUUAACUCAAAACUGUAACUCGGCCACUCAGGAACAUUCACUGUCUUUGUGGUAAGCAACUACAGUGUAGAUUUGACCUUGUGUUUUAGGCUAUUGUCCUGCUGAAAGGUGAAUUCAUUUCCCAGUGUUUGGUGGAAAGCAGACUGAACCAGGUUUUCCUCUAGGAUCUUGCCCUAAAAAACGUCCCAGUGCUUAACGAUUACAAGCAUACCCAUAACAUGAUGCAGCCACGCUGUGCUUGAAAAUAGGGAGAGUGGUACGCAGUAAUGUGUUGUAUUGGAUUUGCCCCAAACAUAACACUUUUUUUGUAUUCAGGAAGUGAAUUGUGAAUUGCUUAGCCACAUUUUUUGCAGUAUUACUUUAGUGCCUUGUUGAAAACAGGAUGCUUUUUUUGGAAUAUUCUUAUUCUGUACAGGCUUCAUUCUUUUCACUCUGUUAACUAGGUUAGUAUUGUGGAGUAACUACAAUGCUGUUGAUCCAUCCUCAGUUUUCUCCUAUCACAGCCAUUGAACUCUGUGUUUUAAAGUCAACGUUGGCCUCAUGGUGAAAUCCCUGAGCAGUUUCCUUCCUCUCCGGCAACUGAGUUAGGAAGGACACCUGUAUCUUUGUAGUGACUGGAUGUAUUGAUACACCAUUCAAAGUGUAAUUCAUAACUUCAUCAUGCUCAAAGGGUAAUUCAAUGUCUUUUUUCUUUUUUUUUUACCCAUCUACCAAUAGACCAAUAGGUCCCCUUCUUUGCUAGGCAUUGGAAAAUAUCCCUGGUCUUCACUGCUCGACUGAGGGACCUUCCAGAUAAUUGUAUGUGUGGGGUACAGAGAUAAGGUAGUCAUUCAAAAAUAAUGUUAAACACUAUUAUUGCACACAGUGAGUCCAUGCAACUUAUUAUGUGUCUUGUUAAGCACAUUUUUACUCCUGAACUUAUUUAGGCUUACCAUAAGAAAGGGGUUGAAUACUUAUUGACUCAAGACAUUUCAGCUUUUCAUUUUUAACUAAUUUGUAAGAUUUUCAAAUAACAUAAUUCCACUUUGACAUUAUGGGGUAUUGUGUGUAGGCCAGAGACCCCCAAAAUAUACAUUUAAUCAAUUUUAAAUUCAGGCUGUAACACAACAAAAGUUGGAUAAAGUCAAGGGGUGUGAAUAAUUUCUGAAGGCACUGUAUAGCCUAAUAUGCAACUAAUUAUAAAACACUAAAAUAAUACUAAACCCUCCCCUUGACUGGAAUUGAAAAAACAUGACCCUCCCCCAUUUUCCUCCAGAUACCCAUUAUGUAAAAUUCGAUCCAUCCCUAAUUGUGGAUAGUCAGAUUAAUGUAAUAGUUUGUUUAAAAGCAUUGAAGAACAGUUUCCCUAAUAAUCCUGUUUACAUGGACACAUCUGAAAUCAGGCUACCUGAUGGGACUUAAAUAAAUGCAGAAAAUCAACAAUCAAAACAAACGUUCUACCAUGUUAUUUUUCCAAAGCCUAUUUAAUUCUGAGUUCGGACAUAUAAAGUUUGUAUGUGAAAACUCCUUCACUUCACUCGCGCGUAAGAGGGAGGCUUGCGCUACGGGUGUUUCAGAUGCACCUCUUUCACAUUACUCAUAAGCACUCCGUUACGUUGCACCGGGUGUCAUGCAUUUUAAUGGGACUUCCACGACGGAGGUAGCUAGCUAGCUGCUUUGCAGUUCAAGCAAGCCUGACUUGCUAUAAAGUUAGAGAAACAAUUUUAGGAAAAGUAACUAAACAAAACAUUUUUUAUUAUCACUUGAAACAAUGUAUAGGUCCUGUCUUGAAUUGAAUGAAAAUGUCAUAUUUUGUAAUCUCCCAAAAUAAAUGGGAUCUCUGACGAGAGAGGCUCUCUUCCAUAUUGUGUUACAUACACUACCCUUGUCCGUUCAGUAGCAGGGCAAGACUCCGCGAAGAUGACGUACUGCGUAAUGAAAUGCGUCACAAUGUAAACGGGGCAUUACGCCUCAUGUCCACCAGAUGCAUCAGACUGUGUUUCUGCUCUGUGUUCUGUUUACCACAUGCGUUCAAUAUUUUCAAUUCGUGCGUUGCUUUACCGUUUGGUGGUACAAACGGAAGUACUCACAUAGAGUCCAACUAGCUAGCUUUUAGCUAGUUGAAAAUCGAAGCACAUGUACGGAAAAUGCGGGCUAGACUUCCGGCAAAACAAAACACAUAUGCAUCUGGUGGACAUCGGGCGUUAUGCGCGAGUGAAGUGAGUUUGGAAAAACUGAAAGUAUGCAUAUUUUUUCACAUACAAAUACGCCGCUGGAACGCCAAGUAAGCUGUUUACUUGUCCUGCCAUAAUCAGUUUAAUAUCAAAUUAUUAGUGUGCAUGUAAACGUACUUUCUGGUGUGUGUGUGUGUGUGUGUGUGUGUGUAGGAGCUGUCAGGAAUGCGGUGUGUUCGUCUGCUGUCGUCGGGCCAGGUCCUGCCCAGUGAGUGUGUCUGUGGACUUGUGGAGCUGGCAGGAGACCCCAACACUAGCCCCACACUCACAGGAACAAUCAUCUCUCUACUGGCCCAACUAGGUACACAGACACACACACACACACACAGUCAAUGACUAAUUCCCAACACAUUUCAGUCAUAUCAUUUUUGUCAACAGCCGACAAUGUGUCUCUCACUCAAAAACAAUACAAAAACAAUAGAACUUGUGUUGAUGUGUGUGUGUUCUCACCCCCAGCCUGUGAUGAUGAGAGCAGAGAUGUUCUCCAGAGUAGUUAUAACCUGACCAGCACUCUGGCCUCCAUCAUCCACUGCCACAGCACCACCCCCAGGGAGCCGCUCGUACUACAGGUAGACCUCUGGUUCACAGUCUGGCUUUGUCAUACGUUUGUUUGGAAGUGCGUUCAGAUUUCUAUCUCCUGAAUCAUGCGCAGAACCAUGUAAACGUGUGCAUGAGCUCGACAAAGUAUGCAUGUAUUAUCAUCUUGUGCAAAUCUGAACGCGCUACCAGCACUUUGAAAAGUUGAUUUAAUUCUACUUUCCUGUGGAUAUAUUGUCACACAUUCCUACCUGCAAAAUGACCAACCACACGGACAACUGGUAAAGGAUCAUUUUAUUCAGCAUUCUGGCUUGUAGAGGUCGUAAGAGGAAACUCUCCUGACCCAAACGCUCAUUUCUGCCCGAUGUAGAAUUCUAUGAAAUUCAACAUCGGGUCUUCAGGCUACUCACCAAAAUGACAUGAUGAGACUAAACCAGGGGUCAUGAACCCUGGUCUUGGAGAAUUACGGCGCUACACAAAGCCAAAGCUCCAGUGGUAAACAUGUCUGUAGGAUGUGAUGUGUUCAACUACUGCUUUAGUAUCUCUGUGUGUCUCAGUGUCUAAAGCUGCUGCAGAGGCUCACCUAUAACGGACGGAUAUUCCACUGUGCCAACUACAUCCACGAGCUCAUAGACUUUCUCAUGACCAACAUGUAAGAUACCUCUCCUCUCUUCCCUCAUCCUCUCUCUUCUCCCACUCUACAGUAAAGCAGAGGUGAAUGUUUACAUGUAAGUAUUCAUUUUGUCCCCUUUUGUAUACCCCCCUCCAGCCAGUCGCACAAUGAUGACAUCACCAUGCCGUGCCUGGGUUUGAUGGCUAACCUGUGUCGCUACAACCUGUCAGUACAGACUCACAUCAAAGCUCUGGUGAGGACCACCCUCUCUCUACCGCCGUCCAUCCAGCUUUUCUAUUUUCCUCUUACUCACCCUCUUUUCUCUCCUUUGUCUUUGAUGGAACGGGUUGUUGUAAUGUGAAGGCUGUGUGUUUUCCUACAGAGCAAUGUGAAGGCGUUCUAGUGAACGUUGAUUAACACCUGGCUGUGUGUGUUCCUACAGAGCAAUGUGAAGGCGUUCUAGUGAACGUUGAUUAACACCUGGCUGUGUGUUUUCCUACAGAGCAAUGUGAAGGCGUUCUAGUGAACGUUGAUUAAGACCUGGCUGUGUGUGUUCCUACAGAGCAAUGUGAAGGCGUUCUAGUGAACGUUGAUUAACACCUGGCUGUGUGUGUUCCUACAGAGCAAUGUGAAGGCGUUCUAGUGAACGUUGAUUAAGACCUGGCUGUGUGUGUUCCUACAGAGCAAUGUGAAGGCGUUCUAUUGAACGUUGAUUAACACCUGGCUGUGUGUGUUCCUACAGAGCAAUGUGAAGGCGUUCUACCGUACCCUGAUUAACUUCCUGGCCCACAACAGUUUGACGGUGGUGGUGUUCGCUCUCUCCAUACUGGCUAGCCUCACUCUCAAUGAGGAGGUGGGGGAGAAGGUAACACACAGACACACACCAGGGUUUUCUCUAUCUUUAGUUCUGGUUGUGACAACUCUCUGUCUGGCCUCUGUGACGUGUGUGUGUGUGUCAGCUGUUCCAUGCUAAGAACAUCCACCAGACAUUCCAGCUGAUCUUUAACAUCAUCGUCAAUGGUGAUGGAACCCUAACCAGGAAGUACUCUGUAGACCUACUGGUGGACCUGUUAAAGAACCCCAAGAUGGCUGACUGCCUAACCAGGUAUAUAUACACACACACACACACACACACGCUCACACACUUUUAUAGAACAAUAAAAGUGAUGUUGUGUAUGUCUCUCUCUGUAGGUAUGAACACUUCUCAGUGUGCUUGUCCCAGGUGUUGGGUCUUCUACAUGUCAAAGACCCGGACUCUGCUACCAAGGUGUUGGAGCUGCUCCUGGCUCUGUGUGGUGUGUCAGGCCUGAGGUCUCUGCUGUGUGAGGUCGUGUUCCGUCCUGCCGCCCCUCGGCUCCGAGCUGCAAGCCGCAGACACGGGGCGGGCCUAGACGCAGGGCAGACAACAGAGCCGGGCUUAGCUCUCAUCCAAUGGCUGAGCUCUCCGGCUGAGGGGGAGGAGUUAUGCUGUCUACAGGCCCUGCAGCUGCUGACUGAGCUACUGGAAGUACGACAGCUCUACACGGACACACAGAACUAAAAGUGGAAGCCUGGAUUUCACUACAUCCUGUCUAGCACAGUGAUGACUCCUACAGAAAAAGUGACUUGCACUGAUUUGCUCUUUGUCCUUAUGUGUUUCUCUCCAGGAGGCGUUGGGUUCAGAGGUCGUGUCUGUGUGUGUGUUGGGCUACGUUGAGUUGUUGGUUCCAGUGGUGUUGGGUCUACUACAGGGGCUGGACCCAGCCGCACCAGACAGCCAGCUCAGAACACACUGCAUACGUACCACAAACACCACCAGCCUGCUGCUAAAUAUCCUUUACAUCUGUCUAUCUGUCUGUCUGUGUGUCUGUGUGUUAUCAGCCUUAACUCUUCCACUGCUGUGUAGUGAGGAAUCGGUGUGUAGGGUGGUGUCUCGUCAGAUGAGCUCCCAGCUCUGUCUCUCUCAGGUGGAGCUACUGCUCUCCUGUUGCCAUAACAACGACCCGCUCACCUGCCCCCCCACCGGCCACGACAGCAGCCUCAGGUCAGUGACCACAUACACACUCAGAACACACACAUACACACAGAACAUAGUUGUAAACACCUGCGUGGGGGUGUUCCAGUCAGGUGUGUGGUGAGGCGGUGUUGAAGAGUGUGGAGUUGAUGAGUAAACUGAGACAGCAGGUGAAGGACAUGGAGACCAGCUUCUACAGAAUACUACAGGUACACACACACACACACACACACACACACACCUACCUACCUGCGGAGCCGAGCUAAAAGAUUGCCAUAAUAAAAUGUCUCUCCCUACAGGACCAGAGGAUGGUCACGCCCCUCUCUCUGGCUCUGACGUCCAGUCACAGAGAGCAUGUUCAGACCGGGCUUCGCCUACUGUUUGAGGCCACGCCUCUCCCAGACUUCCCUUCGCUGGUGUGAGUGAUUGAACACACACACACAAUGAAUGAGUCAGUCAUGUAAGUGUUUAUUCUGAUGGCAGCCUGUGUCUCAGUCUAGGGGAGAGCAUUGCUGCCAACAACGCAUAUCGCCAGAGGGAGGCUGAGCUGUCUGUCAAACGGGUUGCUGUGCAACAGGAUGUCCCGGCCCCCAUGGGGAAGAGCCUAUCAGGGCCUUCUCCCUCCAGCCCCUCCCACAGCAUUCACAGCCUCAUAGAGAAACUACAGAACGGCAUGGAGGUGCGAGUCUGUAUUCUGACGUGUGUUGUAGAUGGGGUGUGUGUGUGUGUGUGUGUGAGUCUGUAUUGUGACGUGUGUUGUAGAAGGAGGUGUGAGUCUGCAUUCUGACGUGUGUUGUAGAUGGGUGUGUGUGUGACUAACGUGUAUGUGUUGUAGUUGCAGGAUCAGAUGAAGGAUGUGCGUGUGUCAGAGAUCAUGGAUGUUUAUGAACAGAAGAUCUCCGCUCUGGCAGUGAGUAUCCCCACUAGAUCUUCCAACUCCACACCUGUCAACUCUGAUGGUCAUGGUGGUGUGGUCAACUCUCUUUUCCACCAUUUCUUUGCAUUUGAUGUAACCACCAUGAGACAUUUAAUUGAGUUAGUAUUGUAACUGCUUCCGUUUCCUUCUCUCUCUCUCUCUCUCAUUCUCUCUCAAUUUCAAUUCAAUUCAAUUGAAGGGCUUUAUUGGCAUGGGAAACGUGUGUUAACAUUGCCAAAGCAAGUGAAGUAGAUAGUAAACAAAAGUGAAAUAAACAAUAAAUAUUAACAGUAAACAUUACACUCAGAAGUUUCAAAAGAAUAAAGACAUUUCAAAUGUCAUAUUAUGUAUAUAUACAGUGUUGUAACAAUGUGCAAAUAAAUCUCUCUCUCUCUCUCUCAUUCUCUCUCUCUCUCACCCCCCUCCAGUCUAAGGAGGGGAGGUUACAGGAUCUGUUAGAAGCCAAGGCUCUGGCUCUCUCUCAGGCCGAUCGCCUCAUCGCUCAGUACCGCUGUCAACGAGCUCAGGCAGAGGCCGAGGUAACAAACACACACACCCAGGCCGAGGUAACACACACACACACACACACACAGAGGCCUUGGCUUCUAACACAGAUGGCCUUUGUCUCUGUCUCUCUGUAGGCACGUAAGCUAGCAUCUAUGCUGAAGGAGGCAGAACGGAGGAGAGAGGAGCUGCAGGUUCGUAGCAGAAGAGUUAGCACAUGCUAAGAGGUUUAGCAUUAUUGUUCUGCUAAAGACUAGCUAGCAGAUGCCAAAAAGUGUGUGUGUGUGUUUGUGUUAGGCAGAGUUAGGUAGCCAGGUACUGGAGGCAGAGAGGUCGAAGGGAGACAUCGAGGAGCUGCUUCAACACAACGCUAGACUGCAGGCUGACUCUCAGGAACAUCAGGCUCUCAAAGGAUCCUAUAACCAGCUGCUUAACAGGUUACACCCACACACACACUGCUCUCUACAUUCUUCUCUACAUAGAUGUUUCUUAUGCAGGUAUUUCAUGACGCGUUUCCUGUUCCUGUGUAGGUUUAAUGAGAGCGAGCGUCUGUUGAAGGAGCUGCAGAUGGCUCAUAUCUCCGUCACUAAACAGAUGGACACGCUGAGGAAGAGCCAGGACACACUACGUCUACAGCACGACAAGUAAGACAAGCACACAGUAGCAAUAAAAACAUUCCCUCUGCAACUAUUUACAAUUAGCUUUUUUUCUUUUGCUCUCUCUCUUUCAGGGCAGUGUGUGAGCUGAAAGAGAGGGAGGAGCAAAUUAAAUCCUUCCAAUCAGAGCUUCAGCAGAGAAACCGUGACAUCACAGGUCAGUUUGAGCUAAACCAGAAAGAGCUAUCUCAAUACCCCAGUUACCACUCUCUUACCCUCUGUGUCCCUCCUUCACUCUCUUUCUCCCAACCCCUUCUCUCUCCUACUCUCCCUCUUUUACUGACUCUCUCGCUCUCUCUCUCUCUCGCUACUCUCUCUCUCUCUCUCUCUCUCUCUCUCUCUCUCUCUCUCUCUCUCACGCUAACUCUCUCUCUCUCACGCUAACUCUGUCCCUCUCCUCCUCUCUCAGGUCUGCGUGGUGAGUUGCGGGGUCAGGAGGAGAGGGGGAGAGCGAAAGAGAAAGAGAGGGAGGAACUAGAGGAAACUGUGGAUAUUCUGAGGAAGGAACUCAACAAGACGGAGCUGGCCAGAAAGGACGCCAGCAUCAGGGUAAGGACACACACUGGUAAAGUAUUGGAGGAGGGAGGGUCUUGCCAGCUAACUUGUACACCGUACUGGAUAAGCUAAUAACCAACUCCAUACACCCACUAGGGGAGAUCUAAAUGAUUCUAAUACAAAGUAGUUUCUGGUAAGGAAGUUGGCUUAGUCUGUGUCCUUUCUCCUGUCCUCUCCUCCCCCCUCUCCUCUCCUGUCCCCUGUCCUCUCCUGUCCUCUCUCCUGUCCUCUCCUGUCCUGUUCUCUCCUCUCCUGUUCCCUGUCCUGUCCUCUCCUGUCCUGUUCUCUCCUCUCCUUCCCCCUCUCCUGUCCUGUCCUCUCUCCUCUCCUGUCCUGUUCUCUCCUCUCCUUCCCCCUCUCCUCUCCUUCCCUCUCUCCUCUCCGGUUCUCUCCCCUCUCCUGUCCCCUCUCCUGUUCUCUCCUCUCCUGUUCUCUCCUCUCCUGUCCCCUCUCCUGUCCUGUCCUGUUCCCUCCUCUCCUGUCCUCUCUCCUGUCCUGUUCUCUCCUGUCCCCUGUCCUGUCCUCUCCUCUCCUCUCCUGUCCUCUCUCCUCUCCUUCCCUCUCUCCUCUCCGGUUCUCUCCCCUCUCCUGUCCCCUCACCUCUUCUGUCCCCUGUCCUGUCCUCUCCUCUCCUCUCCUGUCCUCUCUCCUCUCCUUCCCUCUCUCCUCUCCGGUUCUCUCCCCUCCCCUGUCCUGUCCUGUCCUCUCCUGUCCUCUCCUCUCCUCUCCAGGCGUCCUCUCUGGAGCUGCAGAAAGCCCAGGUGGAGGCCAAACUACAGAAGAAAGAGGAGGAGCUGAACAAACACUCUUCUAUGAUCGCCAUGAUACACAGCCUCAGCUCUGGCAAACAGAAGAGCGACGUCAACCUGUCCCUCUGAGAGACACACACACAGCGACGUCAACCUGUCGCUCUGAGAGACACACACACAGCGACGUCAACCUGUCCCUCUGAGAGACACACACACUACCAAUCUGUCUCUGUCACAUCUGCACACACAGGAUCAGAAGGAAUGGAUUUUUAAAAACAAAAUUAGUAACUCAUUUCUGUCAUUUUAAUGUACCGCUAUCUGCAUUUUUAAACCUAUUGUCCAUAUAUCCUGCAUUUAUCAUUCUUUUACACUCAGUUUUUCUGUCCAUUGUAUUGAAGUCUAAAUAAAUAUUGACUGGUC
Messenger RNA from Coregonus sp. 'balchen', 12173 nucleotides. Lineage: Eukaryota; Metazoa; Chordata; Actinopteri; Salmoniformes; Salmonidae. The record is from the annotation of a GenBank genome assembly.